This is a messenger RNA of Mustela erminea (ermine), 7110 nucleotides long. RefSeq names its product lysine demethylase 2A (gene KDM2A). The record is from RefSeq and is a predicted model, not a curated record. Gene Ontology annotation, biological process: regulation of transcription by RNA polymerase II; protein demethylation. The coding region runs from base 1031 to 4519 and encodes 1162 amino acids. The transcript is spliced from 22 exons. Lineage: Eukaryota; Metazoa; Chordata; Mammalia; Carnivora; Mustelidae. Gene Ontology annotation, molecular function: transcription coregulator activity; protein binding; histone demethylase activity.
GGUGGGGGUGGAGGCGAGCCGGAGGAGGGGUGGGGGGGCGGCGCCUGCGCAGUGCGCCGCGGAGAGCUGUGUGUAUGUGAGAGUCUGACGGGUUCAAAAUGGCGGCGGCUGCUUCAGCGGCUCCUCCUGUGUGAGGGAAACAACACCCCUCCCCGGCGGCAGCGGCGGCGGCGGCGGCGGCUGCGGCUCGCAGAGCACCUUCCCAGCGGCUGGGCCUGUCGCCGCUCCGUCUAUCCUGGGCAGGGGGCGCUCCGGGAGGAGGGGCAACGCCAGGGGGCCCAUCCCCCGGAAUCCCUCCUCUGCGACUGGGGAGUAGCCGGGGGCUCGUCCCGCAGCGCGGAGCCCGGGCUGAGGGGGAGACGCGAGGGGAGUCCGGGCCCCCAGCCCGGCGCGCCGCGCCGCUCCCGCCCUCUCCGCCCCCCGGGGCCGGGGCCCGCGUUCCGGGGGGCCGGGGCGGCGCGGGGAGCCUCGGGCCGGCCGGUCUCAGCUGAUCGGCCGCCGCUCCUGGGAUCCGGAGGCGGCCGGGCGGCUGCUCGCCGAGGGCACAGCGAAGAGGGCGCUCCCCGCGGCCGGGGCUGGCCCGGGGUUCGGGCUCGGGCUGCUGACCGCUGGCCCGGGGGAGGCGGGGGCGCCCCGGGCUCGGCGCCGAGGGGUCGCGCUCCCCUCUCCUGACGCCUCCGACUCCCGGUCUCCGAAGCUUGAAGAGGAGGUUUGAUUCAGCAACUGUUUCCUCUUUUUCCGGGUCGCUCUGACCCUCUCUGGAUACUGGGUUGAUCCACGGAAAAAAAAACGAAGACGACGUUUGGGAUUUAAUUUUUCCUCUCAGUUUUUGGAAUCUUUUACUUCUCACUUGGACAAGAACUCACGAGCAAAAUCCCCGUUUCUAAUUACCCGUGAGAGAGAGCUAAUUUGGCUGGGAUCUGGAUUUGUUCAGUGCCCGCUUCACCUGUGUUGUAAACCUGGUUCCCAAGGAAGAGGAAGGCAGCCCUGGAGUGGUUUCUUCACAGUAAUUUCAACAGAAGAGUGAGAGAUGGAACCCGAAGAAGAAAGGAUUCGUUACAGCCAGAGACUGCGUGGUACCAUGCGACGACGCUAUGAAGAUGAUGGCAUCUCAGAUGACGAAAUUGAAGGGAAAAGAACUUUUGACUUGGAAGAGAAACUCCACACCAAUAAAUAUAAUGCAAAUUUUGUUACUUUUAUGGAGGGAAAAGAUUUUAAUGUAGAGUAUAUCCAGCGGGGUGGCUUAAGAGACCCUCUGAUUUUCAAGAAUUCUGAUGGACUUGGAAUAAAGAUGCCAGAUCCAGACUUCACUGUGAAUGAUGUCAAAAUGUGUGUGGGGAGUCGUCGCAUGGUGGAUGUCAUGGAUGUGAACACACAGAAAGGCAUUGAAAUGACCAUGGCUCAGUGGACACGCUACUAUGAGACUCCAGAGGAGGAGCGAGAAAAACUCUAUAAUGUCAUCAGUCUAGAGUUCAGCCACACCAGGCUGGAGAACAUGGUGCAGAGGCCCUCCACGGUGGAUUUCAUUGACUGGGUAGACAACAUGUGGCCAAGGCAUCUGAAGGAGAGUCAGACUGAAUCAACAAAUGCCAUCUUGGAGAUGCAGUACCCCAAAGUACAGAAGUACUGUCUAAUGAGUGUUCGAGGCUGCUAUACUGACUUCCAUGUGGACUUUGGUGGUACCUCUGUUUGGUAUCACAUCCAUCAAGGGGGAAAGGUCUUCUGGCUCAUCCCCCCUACAGCCCACAACCUGGAGCUGUACGAGAAUUGGCUGCUGUCAGGGAAACAGGGAGACAUCUUUCUGGGUGACCGGGUGUCAGAUUGCCAGCGCAUUGAGCUCAAGCAGGGCUAUACCUUCGUCAUUCCCUCAGGCUGGAUUCAUGCUGUGUAUACUCCUACAGACACAUUAGUCUUUGGAGGCAAUUUUUUGCAUAGCUUCAAUAUCCCCAUGCAGUUAAAAAUAUACAACAUUGAAGAUCGAACACGGGUUCCAAAUAAGUUCCGUUAUCCAUUCUACUACGAGAUGUGUUGGUACGUGUUGGAGCGCUAUGUGUACUGCAUAACAAACCGCUCCCACCUAACUAAGGAAUUUCAAAAAGAGUCCCUCAGUAUGGAUUUGGAGUUAAAUGGGUUGGAAUCUGGAAAUGGGGAUGAAGAAGCAGUGGAUCGAGAACCAAGGCGCCUGAGCAAUAGGCGUUCUGUCCUCACGAGCCCCGUAGCCAAUGGGGUCAACCUGGAUUAUGACGGACUGGGCAAAAGCUGCCGGAGUCUUCCAAAUCUGAAGAAAACCUUGUCAGGGGACUCCUCCUCUGACUCUAGCCGGGCCUCCCAUAAUGGCCAAGUGUGGGAUCCCCAGUGUAGUCCUCGAAAGGACAGGCAGGUGCAUCUGACCCAUUUUGAGCUUGAAGGCCUCCGCUGUCUUGUAGAUAAGUUGGAGUCUCUGCCACUGCACAAGAAGUGUGUCCCCACAGGGAUAGAAGAUGAAGAUGCUCUUAUUGCCGACGUGAAGAUUUUGCUGGAGGAGCUUGCCAACAGCGAUCCCAAGUUAGCCCUCACUGGAGUCCCGAUAGUGCAGUGGCCAAAAAGGGAUAAGCUUAAAUUCCCCGCCCGGCCAAAGGUGCGGGUUCCUACCAUCCCCAUCACAAAGCCUCACACCAUGAAACCGGCUCCUCGGUUAACACCCGUGAGGCCUGCUGCCGCCUCCCCCAUAGUGUCAGGAGCCCGGCGGAGACGGGUGCGCUGCCGGAAGUGCAAAGCGUGUGUGCAAGGAGAGUGUGGUGUUUGCCACUACUGCAGGGACAUGAAGAAGUUUGGGGGGCCUGGUCGCAUGAAGCAGUCCUGUGUUCUUCGGCAGUGCUUGGCACCCAGACUGCCUCACUCUGUCACGUGUUCCCUCUGUGGAGAGGUGGAUCAAAAUGAGGAGACACAGGACUUCGAGAAGAAACUCAUGGAAUGCUGUAUCUGCAAUGAGAUUGUUCAUCCUGGCUGCCUCCAGAUGGACGGAGAAGGGCUGCUUAAUGAGGAAUUGCCAAAUUGCUGGGAGUGUCCAAAGUGCUACCAGGAGGACAGCUCGGAGAAAGCCCAGAAGCGGAAAAUGGAAGAGAGUGAUGACGAAGCCGUGCAAGCCAAAGUCCUGCGGCCCCUGCGGAGCUGCGACGAGCCCCUCACGCCCCCGCCUCACUCACCCACCUCCAUGCUGCAGCUCAUCCAUGACCCGGUCUCCCCCCGGGGUAUGGUGACUCGGUCAUCCCCUGGGGCUGGCCCCAGCGACCACCACAGUGCCAGCCGCGAUGAGCGCUUCAAACGGCGGCAGUUGCUGCGGCUACAGGCCACAGAGCGCACCAUGGUACGGGAAAAGGAGAACAAUCCCAGCGGCAAAAAGGAGCUGUCUGAAGUUGAGAAAGCCAAGAUCCGGGGAUCGUACCUCACUGUCACGCUGCAGAGGCCCACCAAAGAGCUCCACGGGACAUCCAUUGUGCCCAAGCUGCAGGCCAUCACGGCCUCCUCUGCCAACCUUCGCCAUUCCCCCCGUGUGCUAGUGCAGCACUGCUCAGCCCGAACCCCCCAGCGUGGGGAUGAGGAGGGGCUGGGGGGAGAGGAGGAGGAAGAGGAGGAGGAGGAGGAGGAAGAUGACAGUGCAGAGGAGGGGGGUGCAGCCAGGCUGAAUGGCCGGGGCAGUUGGGCUCAGGAUGGAGACGAAAGCUGGAUGCAGCGGGAGGUCUGGAUGUCUGUCUUCCGCUACCUCAGCCGCAGAGAACUUUGUGAAUGUAUGCGAGUGUGCAAGACGUGGUAUAAAUGGUGCUGCGACAAGAGACUUUGGACAAAAAUUGACUUGAGUAGGUGUAAGGCUAUUGUACCCCAGGCUCUCAGUGGCAUCAUCAAGAGGCAGCCAGUCAGCCUUGACCUCAGUUGGACCAACAUCUCCAAGAAACAGCUGACGUGGCUCGUCAACAGGCUGCCGGGACUGAAGGACCUCCUCCUAGCAGGCUGCUCCUGGUCUGCAGUAUCUGCCCUCAGCACCUCCAGCUGCCCCCUUCUCAGGACCCUUGAUCUUCGGUGGGCAGUAGGAAUCAAGGACCCUCAAAUUCGGGACUUGCUGACUCCACCGGCUGAUAAACCAGGUCAGGACAAUCGCAGCAAGCUCCGGAACAUGACUGACUUCCGGCUGGCAGGCCUUGACAUCACGGAUGCCACGCUUCGCCUCAUCAUUCGCCACAUGCCCCUCCUCUCUCGACUAGACCUCAGUCACUGCAGCCACCUGACAGACCAGUCCUCCAACCUGCUCACCGCUGUCGGGUCUUCCACUCGCUACUCCCUCACGGAGCUCAACAUGGCAGGUUGCAAUAAAUUGACAGACCAGACCCUGAUCUACCUACGGCGAAUUGCCAACGUCACCUUGAUCGACCUUCGAGGAUGCAAGCAGAUCACUCGAAAAGCCUGCGAGCACUUCAUCUCAGACUUGUCCAUCAACAGUCUCUACUGCCUGUCUGACGAGAAGCUGAUACAGAAGAUCAGCUAAAACACGCGCAGCCCAGACUGAGCAGGAAACCGAUCUUCCCCUGACUCCCCAGCCAGGAGAGCCUCUCUCCCCAACCCUGCACGGGCUCUGAGGCCAGCGUCACACUCCCUCUCUGCUCUCCUGUCCCUUGAGCCCUUCCCCUACAGGCGGGGCAGAGAAGGGGGUAGACACCAGGCUUACCUGCCGGCUCCUCUCCUCCCAAGGAGAAAGGAGUAGCAGACUGAUCCGAAUCCGAGGGGAGAGCACAGGCUGUGUGCUGUCAAGGUGCCUGCUCGCUUGCUCGCCUGCCCGCCUGCCCGCUUGCUCACCGGCCGGGAGGCCGGGCUCUCAGUUUGGGGUGUCUGUGCAGCCAUCAUCUGUGCUGGGCCCUGGUGCCCUUCUCCCCAUUCAUGGUCCCCAGCCGUGCCUGGUUCUGAGCAAAUUUCCAGGGAAGAAAGCGGCCCCGUCUCCGUGGCCCGGUUCUCCUCGUGGCGUCCAGUGCGUGUCUCUCCUCCCCCACACUCUGCCGGCUCACGCAGGAGGGGCCAGUGGCCCCCAGGAAGGCCAGACCCGCGCCGAUCGUACUGGUGCUGUUGAGGUGUCUAAAACCUCUCAUCCGUGUCCACGCUCUGCCCCUGCCUUUAGCUUGAUCCUGUCCCAUGCUCGUGGUAGUUCGCGUAAUGAGGUCACCCCCCUCCCCAGACUUGCCCGCUAGUCUCUCUGAAGUCCUUGUUGCACUUACUGGGGUUGAAGCUCUUCAGAGGAGCUGGAACUGUGUACCCCAGGGACACCCCCAUUUUAUUGCUUCCUAGGCAGAUUCUGAGACAGGCGCCAUCUCCUUGUUCCCCUCCGUCUUUAGCCUCCCACUGCCCUUUCCACACGUUCCUCCUUCCUGCCUGGACAGGGCUUUCCCAGGAUGUGUGUGCUCAGAGGGAGCAGCCUAUCUCCCCAAGCCGGGGAGAGCAGAGAGCUUGGCUAGGUCCCCACCUGCCUCCCAGCAGGCUCUGGGCCUCCGCUGCGGUGUAGCCCCCAGAGCCCAGGCCUGUGUUUAGCCCCAGCGGCUCACUGAUCCCGCACCUUGUGGCUGGGUGGGGGCAGUGGGGUCCUGCUUUGAAGCCAGUCACCUGCCCUCCGCCUGUAGCCGUGGAAGGGGGUGUGCAUGUGCCUCUGUGUGUGUGGCUGAGUGUAUUACACGUGUGUGUGGAGGGAGCGAGGGAGGGGAGCGUGGUGUCUCCCCCUCCACCGCCCUGUGUCGAGCCCCAUCAGCUGCCCCCUUUUACUUUGCAUAGAACGGCCUGUCCAAAGAUCCUCUCUCUAGGGCAGCAGAGAGCUUUUUGCACUUUAAAAAAAAAAAAAAGAAGAAGAAGAAAAAAGAAAGAAAGGUCGGAAUUUCUUUUGGGUCAAUAUUUAAGUGUGUGAGGAGAUGCUCAGUGGCAGCAGCCCGUGGCAGGAGCUCACACGUGACAGACGCGGAUUUGCACUCUGCUCCCCAUCUGUGAGGAUAGCGAUAGCACAACCCUGCCCCGCCUUCUCGUCCUCCAGCCCCCUCCUUCCUGGCCCCUUCCCUGCAGCCCAGUCUCAGGCUCUCCUCCUCCUUGAGCCCCGUGGGGGAGGGGAAGGAGCCCAGGCACCAGGGGUCUGAAGCGUGAGCCACCCCGAGGAGAGACGCCAACUGCACACUUGCCACUUCCAAAGCAAUAGAGGCAGAGGGGCCCCCUCUUUGCCACCUAGCCCAGCUUUGACCCUGGCAUAGACUGGCCUCCUAAGAGAAAACUGGGUCCUGGUACGGGGUGGCAUUGUGUCGGUUUCUUCCAAUCUGCUGAUUCUCUUGGCUGCACCUUAAAAGCAGCAGUCUGCUCCCGUGACCCUCUGCCCCUUCCGUUCGUCUCCAGGCCCCAGUGACCUGGGGCUGAAACUUCGAGGAAAUGCCAGUGAUUUAUUCCAGAGUGCCUCAGUUAGGGGGACUUCUCUGUAAAGAACCCUGGGUAUUGAGCAAAAACCUUAUUAAUAUUAUUGUUAAUGACUUAUAAUUGGAAGCUUCCUGCCUUUUUCUGGUUGCUCCUGUGGAAAGUACUGAAAAGAUUGUUUCGUUUUGUUGUCUUUUUAUAAAAGGGGAGGUGGAGAGACCCCUUCAGAGCAGGGAUUGUGCCGGGAGAGUGCCUCUGACUUUGGGACAUUUCAUCCACAGAAAUUUCCAAGCUGAUGGUUUGGUUGGGGGUGGGGGGGGGUUGGUUUUUAUUUUUGUUUGUUUUUGGUUUGGAAAAACAAGCAUUUUUACCGCGCACGUAAAUUGGUCAGCAGGAAAGGGAGCCCAGGAGUGGCGGCAGAUGGACCCUACGCCCUUGCUGGGUUGCCUUUUUCUCUAGGACUGUGAGAGGGGAAUGGUUUUUAGAGGUGAGGGUUGGUCUGCGUGGAGGAAAGAAAUGUCUCUGGGGACAGAGGAUCCCGGGAGUCCCAUCGCAUUUCCUGCAAUCUGCUCUGAGAUGUGGCCUUGCCAGGAGAGCCUGCCCUCCUCAGACCGCAGGGCCAGACACCCCGCCUCCAUCUUUCCAAGCACCGGGGCGAAAAACCACAAAGGAAAGGAAGAAAAUUUAUAUAUAUAUAAUAUAAAA